CAUUUCUCACUGCUCCCGGUCCUUGGUGCUACCUGCUAGCUGCUAGUCUGUAUCUUUGAGCGCCUCUGAAUCCCAUUGUUGGCUUCGCCCUAGUGUCAAGACAAUCCAUCAUCAUGGCCGCCCCCAACGCCAACUUUUUCAUCCAAGAUAAGCUAAAGGACAAAGCCCCGCAUCAUGAGUCUUUCAAGCAAUUGUGGGAGACCAAGUGGAAGAAGCCCGCCGAGAUGGGCGUCUACCCUUUCAUGUUUGGCACCGCCAAAGACUUCGAGCCCAUCGUGGAAGAAAUGACGAGGCUAGACAUGAAGGAGCCCUACGAUUGGGAUGCCUACGCUGAGGUCUUUCGCCCGCAAGCCGAAAAUCUCACAAGCAUCGCCGAAGAGGCUGAGAAGACCGGCGAGAAAGAGAAGGCGUCCGAGUACUAUCUGCGCGCCUCUGCCGUCUGGCGCAUCUCGCGCUUCCCGGCGCCCCGCUCCGAGAAGCAGCGUUAUGCGUGGACGAAGGGAAAAGAGGUGUGCAUCAAGGGUUUGAAUCUACGAGAGCACCCCGUGUACGAGGUCCAAGUCCCGCACAAGUACGCCAUUGAAGGCGAGGGUAGCCACAUCCCGAUCUACCACCAGCUUCCUGAAGGUUCCUCAAAAGAGAAUCCCGCUCCUGUGGUUGUUAUCAUGACGGGAUUAGACGGCUACCGGACUGAGCUGUGCGUAUGGGCCGAAGGCUGGCGUCGUAAUGGCGUCGGCGUUGUCGUGGUUGAGAUACCAGGCACUGGAGAUUCUCCAGCUCUCGCAACUGACCCGAAAAGCCCGGACAGACAAUGGUCGAGUCUGCUAGACUGGAUCAAUGAACAGGAGAGUAUUGACAGCAACAAGAUUGCUGUUUGGGCAUUUUCAACCGGUGGUUUCUACGCCAUCAGACUGGCUCAUACGCAUCCAGACCGCGUGGCGGGUGUGGUGGCGUUGGGCGGUGGUACUCAUUAUAUGUUUGAUCCGCGGUGGCUGAAUGAGGUCAACCACUUGGAAUAUCCCUUUGACUUGGCGAACACACUUGCUUACAAGUUCGGUUACGGAACCGAUGUAGAAACCUUCAAAAAAGAAGCUUCGGACAAGUUCUCCCUCCUCAAAGAUGGAACCCUGGACAAGCCUGAGUGUGCACGGCUACUUUUGGUGAACGGCACCGAGGACGAAAUCUUCCCAAUUGACGAUUACUACAUUGCGCUGCAACAUGGUGCGCCAAAGGAGGCUCGCUUCGUACCUAACGUCAAGCACAUGGGCGAGCCAGAGUCUUUCUUUAUCAUCUUGAAGUGGAUCUACGAUCUUUUCGGCAUCAAGGCAAACCCGGGGCUACAGAUGUCGACGCUGCCAUUCAAGCCCAAGUAUUGAAAAGAGUUGGAGCGCCAGGAGGGCGCAUGAGUGGCGACCGGUAGUACCAUGCUAUCAAAGUAUCUGGUACAUGCAUAGGAAGGAAUUAAUUCUGAAUUCUUAGUAGUUGGCAAUUUUGCAACUUCAGCAAUCCGUAUCAUCUGUACCUGCGAUGCCAUCUGGCUGGGUCGGUCUCUCGUUCCAUAGUUGUCGUGCAAAUACAAUGGUCGGAAUGUCGUUCGGCCCGUUGGAUGCAAGUCAUGAUGUCGUCGCCGCCGUCAUGCUUUAAAAAUCCGACAGAGUGGCUCUUGGCCCUCAUGACUAGCGGC
Messenger RNA from Aplosporella prunicola CBS 121167, 1684 nucleotides. RefSeq lists its product as uncharacterized. The record is from RefSeq and is a predicted model, not a curated record. The transcript is spliced from 5 exons. Lineage: Eukaryota; Fungi; Ascomycota; Dothideomycetes; Botryosphaeriales; Aplosporellaceae. Bases 114 to 1376 code for a protein of 420 amino acids.